Messenger RNA from Medioppia subpectinata, 348 nucleotides. The record is from the annotation of a GenBank genome assembly. Lineage: Eukaryota; Metazoa; Arthropoda; Arachnida; Sarcoptiformes; Oppiidae.
CAUAAUGAAAGAUGUUGUUUGUUUUGAUGGCCAAUCCGAUAGGCUUAGAGCUGCUGACUCGACACGGAUGGGCCUCUGCCUACACGAUGGAAGCGGUGAUAAUGCAAUUAUGUGCCAGUUUUGUAAAGGGCCAAGCUAGAAUUAAACGCACAAAAGGCAACGCCAAGGAAUUCAGCAAGAAGUUAGCCGAAGCCUCGUUCAGAAAUGUAAUCAAAAUCCAUGACAGACACGGAUGGGUGAGUGACGCUUAGAUAGCGGCUAAUAAGCGGACUAUUAAUUCUGCAAAACUCUUUCAUCUAUAGAUAAAUUCCAAUUUCCAUAUUAAAGACGAUACUCCAGAAGAAAGGA